AUGUCGAGCACGAGCCCUGCGUUUAAGCUGAGCCCCGUGCGCAUCGCCCUUGUUCAGCUAGGACAGACGGGCGCAGACAAGAGCUUCAACCUGAAGCAUGCGCGCGAGUCUGUGCUGCGCGCCGCCAAGGAGGGCCCCGACGGCGGCGCGGAUAUGGUCGUGCUGCCCGAGUGCUUCAACUCGCCGUACGGCGUCCAAUUUUUCUCGACAUACGCCGAGACGCUCCCGGGGCUCUUUGCGUCCGUCAAGCAGCGCAACACGGUGGCACCCGCCGACGCCGAUAAGCAGUGGGCCAUCGAUAACAAGGACAAUGCGCACGCAGUCGAGCCAUCGCCCGCGCUGCUCGACGCGAGCGAGUCCGUGCGCAUGCUGAGCGGUGUCGCAAAGGAGGCAAACGUCGUGCUCGUCGGCGGCAGCAUCCCCGAGCGCGACGAGGCGUCCGGGAAGCUGUACAAUACGAGUCUUGUCUUUGACAAGCAGGGCCGCAUCAUUGCCGUCCACCGCAAGCUCCAUCUCUUUGACAUUGAUAUCCCGGGCAAGAUGACGUUCCAGGAGAGCGAGACACUGACGCCGGGUGACCAAAUCACCGUCUUUGAUUGCGACUAUGGCCGUUUUGGACUGGCUAUUUGCUACGACCUGCGCUUCCCCGAGGUCGCGAUGGUCUCGGCACGCCUCGGCGCCGCGGCGAUGCUCUACCCCGGCGCCUUUAACACGACGACCGGCCCCCUGGCCUGGGAACUCCUCCUGCGCGCGCGCGCCGUCGACAACCAGAUGUACACUGUCGGCUGCUCGCCGGCGCGGCCGCCGGAAGGCUACCCCGCAUGGGGCCACAGCACGGUCGUCGAUCCGAUCGCGCAGGUCGUGACGACCACGGACGAAAAAGAGACCAUCCUGUGGACGCAGCUCGACCCCGAGCGCCUGAAGGAGGUGCGCAAGGUCGUCCCGGUCGCGACACAGCGCCGCUUUGACGUCUAUCCGAACGUGGCGAACUAG
Molecule: messenger RNA, 993 nt
Organism: Malassezia japonica
Lineage: Eukaryota; Fungi; Basidiomycota; Malasseziomycetes; Malasseziales; Malasseziaceae
Gene: NIT3
Product: omega-amidase
Exons: 2
Coding region: 1-993 (330 amino acids)
Biological process (GO): L-glutamine metabolic process; oxaloacetate metabolic process
Cellular component (GO): mitochondrion
Molecular function (GO): omega-amidase activity
Source: RefSeq, a predicted model, not a curated record